AUGGACUACACCACCUUCCUCACCAGCGUUGUGAUUCUGGUGUCGUCAUAUAGCACCAUCAGAUUUCUUCAGCAUCGCAAACGCUCAAGGAACCACCCUUUCCCUCCUGGUCCUGAAGGUUACCCAAUCAUCGGAAAUGUCCUUUCUCUCUUCCAGGGAGAGCGAUGGAAGAUCUUCAGUGACUACAAGAAACAAUAUGGUGACCUUGUUCGUCUUCACGGAUUCGGAACGGACCUCAUUGCUUUGAACUCGUUGGAUGCUAUUGAUGAUCUUUUGGGCAAAAGGGGACACAUCUACUCUCAUCGCCCUACUUUCACCGUUGUUGGAGAGAUGAUGGGUCUUGACCAGAGCACACCCCUCCAAUCCUACGGACCCGACUGGCGCAUGCACCGCAAGUUGGCCCACAACGUCCUCAGUAUCACCGUUGUCAAGCAAUACUGCCAGCUCCAAGAAGAUUUGGCUGUACUCCUCUGCGACGAAUUCAUCAAAACUCCCGAGAAAUUCUUCUCCUCCACCCGACUCUUCGCCUCUCGUCUCAUGCUCACCAUCACCUACGGUCUGUCUGCCAAGGAUGCCGAUAACUUGUACGUCGAACACGCCCACAAGACCAUGGCCAUGGUUUCCAGGUCCAGUAUUCCCGGAGCUUUCAUCGCCGAUUUCCUUCCCUUCUUGAAGCAUGUACCAUGGCCAUCUUUCCGCAAGGAAGUUGAAGAGGGACGCGAUAUGAUUGAUGGCCUCGUCAGACUGCCUUUCGAACACGUCAAGCGUGAUAUUGCUGCUGGAACCGCCCUCCCAUCUCUUACCAAGGAUCUCCUCACCACCUCCGACCCCAGCCUUGACCACCACAUCAAAUGGACCACCGGCUCUAUGUACGGCGCCGGAGGAGAAUCCACCUAUGCUACCGUUUCGACCUUCAUUUUGUGCAUGGUUCUGUAUCCCGAGGUCCAACGCAAAGCUCAAGAGGAAGUUGAUCGCGUCAUUGGAAAGGGCCGUCUCCCUCUUAUCGAAGAUAUGCCCGAUCUCCCCUACGUCAACGCCAUGAUCAAGGAGACUAUGAGGUGGCACCCAAUUGUGCCUUUGACUUUGGCUCGCCGCGUCGCUGAGGAUGAUUACUACAAGGGCUUCUUCAUUCCUAAGGGAACACUCGUCAUUCCUAACGCAUGGGCCAUCGCUUUGGAGUCAAACCCUAAAUAUGAACCCAGCGAGUUUAUUCCUGAGCGCUUCUUGGACAAGGAUGUUAAGGCCACCGACCCCGCUCUUUGGGCUUUCGGCUUCGGAAGGCGUAUCUGCCCUGGCAAGCACUUGGCUGAAAACUCUCUCUUCAUCGCCAUUUCUAUGAUCCUUACUGUAUUCAACAUUUCCAAGGGUGACCACGAAGUCACUGCCGCGUUCGAAGAGGAUCUCAUCAGUUACCCCAAACCCUUCAAGUGCAAGAUUGAGCCCCGUUCUGACCUUAUCAAGAAGCUCGUCACCACCAGGGCUGCUGAGGUCUACGUUUAA
Psilocybe cubensis is the source of this 1500-nucleotide messenger RNA. RefSeq lists its product as uncharacterized. The transcript is spliced from 11 exons. NCBI's taxonomy places the organism in Eukaryota, Fungi, Basidiomycota, Agaricomycetes, Agaricales, Agrocybaceae. The record is from RefSeq and is a predicted model, not a curated record. The coding region runs from base 1 to 1500 and encodes 499 amino acids. Gene Ontology annotation, molecular function: monooxygenase activity; oxidoreductase activity, acting on paired donors, with incorporation or reduction of molecular oxygen; heme binding.